CAGGAAGCAAAAUUAAAUGGUAAAGCAAGAUAGAUAACCAUCGGAAUGAUUGCAAACAUCACACGGAGCUACAAAAAGCAUGGCAUUCCUGGUGAGCAUCGGUCAACUAUUUGUGUUGCUUACUGUCCUUUUCCAUCACACAACAUCUCUUCCCACUUUCGACAGGAGCCAAAGGCAUGCCGAUGGGCUCUUCACAAGUGAGUUAAGUAAACUGCGAGGGUCCUUGUCUGCUAAGAACUACGUCAAAGCACUGCUGGGAGCCAAGCGAAGCUUGUCCGAAACAUCUGGUUUGAGCACAAGGCAACUGGGAGACAUUGAAUUCACCAACAAAUAUGCUGAUUACCUAAAGUCCAAGGCAAAGUUACACAAAAUCACCUCCCUACUGAAACACAUGCAGAACAUUAAAAGAAGUGAUGAAAAAAGUUUUCAGGAGAACCCUGAGCCUCACAUAUCCCCUGUUACAGAAGAAAUCAACAGGGAUGAAAAUGACCUUUGCCUCCACUGGUUCCAGCAGAAUCUUCUUAAUGACAGCAGUCUUAAUGGCACCGAUUCAGAUGAGGCUAAUCAGCUGAUUGGCCAGUUUAUUUGCCAUGCUGUGAACCAACUAGUUGCAGACCUCUACCAAGAAGACUUCUACCUACCAGACAAUCAAAACAGGGACUGAGGGCAAACCAGUCAUCAGCACAAGAAAGGAGAAUCGAGAUGCAAUACCAGUCAUCUUUUUAUUCAAUAAUUAUUAUUACAUGCCAAUUUUUAUUACAUUAAGAUGUUUAAUGUAAAAUAACCUGUAAUCACACAUUUUGAAAUCCUCUAUGGGUAUUAUUGUAUUGGACUAAACCUACCCCCCACAUAUCUACAUGGAGAAAUCAGCUCACAUUCAAACACCUGCAAUGUCUUUCCUUAAUAAUCCUCCAGGUGUCAGUACUUGAUUGCCGAAAAUAUGAAAGCAACAAUAAAUUUUCAUCACCCUUAUGAGAGUUUA
Messenger RNA from Polyodon spathula (Mississippi paddlefish), 982 nucleotides. RefSeq names its product VIP peptides-like. The transcript has 6 exons. NCBI's taxonomy places the organism in Eukaryota, Metazoa, Chordata, Actinopteri, Acipenseriformes, Polyodontidae. The record is from RefSeq and is a predicted model, not a curated record. Gene Ontology annotation, cellular component: extracellular region. Gene Ontology annotation, molecular function: hormone activity. The coding region runs from base 80 to 664 and encodes 194 amino acids.